Molecule: messenger RNA, 8772 nt
Organism: Epinephelus moara (kelp grouper)
Lineage: Eukaryota; Metazoa; Chordata; Actinopteri; Perciformes; Serranidae
Gene: vps37d
Product: VPS37D subunit of ESCRT-I
Exons: 4
Coding region: 113-1027 (304 amino acids)
Biological process (GO): protein targeting to vacuole; ubiquitin-dependent protein catabolic process via the multivesicular body sorting pathway; protein targeting to membrane
Cellular component (GO): ESCRT I complex
Source: RefSeq, a predicted model, not a curated record
GGUCUCUGUCUUGACGCUGCAUGCGGGCUGAUCGCAUCGCAUUCCAAUGUGAGCGAGAUGUAACCGCUGUGCAGACUUUAUGUUUCCUAAACCGUCUCCAGCCGCAUUUUGAAUGAAUAAAAUGUCCGGUCUGAAGGAGUCCAACUCUUGUCCUGACGGCUACAGGGCUUUGAGCACAAGUGAGCUGAGGGAGCUUUUACAAAACGACGACAAAAUGGACCAAAUCCUUCGACUCAAUGAGAAGUUUCAGGACCUUCAAGUAGACAGAGAGAUACUGCAGACGACCAAUCGGAGCUUGGCCGAGGAGAGCCUCGCCCGACGACCCCGCCUUUAUAACGGCAAACUCCAACUGGCGGAGAAAUACCGGGAACUGUCCAACCUGGCAACCACAUGCUGGGAAAAACAGAGUCAGCUUGAGGCUCAUGUCCAGAAGCACAGCCUGCAGACGGCGCAGAACCUCCUGCAGGAAGAGGUGGCACGUGCUGAGGAGCAUUCAGAGGAGCUGCUGGAGAAGUUCAUGGAGGGAAACCUAAGCCUGGAUGAGUUCCUGGACUCUUUCCAAAGCUCCAGGAAGACGUAUCAUAUCCGCCGGGCUCAGGCGGAGAAGAUGCAGGAGGUCGUGCAGGCCAAGCGACAGCCGAGCAAAACCAAGAGAGUGGAGGAGAGCAAAGAGGUAAAGAAGGACUUGGAGCAGCCGCAGGAGCCUCAGCGGCCCAAUGGCUUCGUAGCACAGGGACCUCUUCGAGUGUUCCAGGUACGCUACGGCCUCACGCCAGCUAUCCUCCUCCCCCAUUACCCCGUUUCUCCCCCUGCCUCAGCUCCAGGCCAUCAAAGUAGUACUCCCCCACCUGAACCGGGACAGACCCACAUCCUCAGCCCCAGCACCCCACUCCCAGGACACGGCCAGCCAGUCGGCCUCAGGGUCAUUGGACAGUUACCGGGUGGCUGGCCGGCUAACGGGCGGCCGGUGAGAGUGCAGCAGCUUUAUAGGCCGAACCCUCAACAGCCUGAGCCGCCGUACCGAUAAGCUGAAGGAGAGGGGAGGAGGAGGAGGAGGAUGAAAAGCCGGUUUGAGAGGUCUUCCAAGACAUGGAACCAAACAGUGGCCGUCACAAUCAUGUAAGCAAAGACUGAUUCAGAGACAGGCAGCGCUGCAGACGUCCGUUUCUGUUCUCCAUCCAUGACACACAAAUGUAACCAGAGCAGAGACAGGGAGGCAGCAGGUGACUAGGACGAGGUGGGAGGACUAGGGAUGGGCUCCGAUAGCAGGAUUCGUUUCGACACUGACGAAUCUCUUAUCAAAUCUUUUAUCUCUCCUUAUUGUUUCUCAUUUAUUAUGGAAAACACAGACGAAUCUGAUAGCCGAUUUAUGAGCUUGGCUGUCGAGCGCUGUCACUAUGACUGCAGAGUAGAGCACAGUAACACUGAGAGUGAAAGCAGAGACGGUUGAAAAAAAUAUGAAAUUGAAAAUAAUCAUUACACAGAUUAUUAACAUGAGCAUACCACUUCUGUCUGAUCUGCAUAGUCUGGAUGUGAAGUAGCUACCACAGCCCUGCAUGAAUAACUGACCUUGUGAUUUAAAUAGUCAAAACAUUAUGAUUUCUUACAUUGUAAUCAAAAGAAAUGCAUCAAUUGAUUAAACUUUGAAACACUUGAUUCUGUAUAAGUGGAACUUCAGCCAGGAAAGGUAAGAGAGCUACCACGACAUACGCCCUAUCGGCUCAUUUCGUUAGAGGUUUAUGGUUGGCCUUUUGCCGGCUUGCUGCUCUGAUUGCCAUCGAAACAUGAAGAUUGAAAAAAAUAAUGGAGAUUUAGGGAAGUAAAAUUGAUUUCGUGGAGGAGAGAACUGUGGCUUUUAAUUUCCCUUUCCCCCCCAAAAGAAUGUUUGUUGUUGGAGCAGCUGAAAACACAGUAGCCGUCUCUUAAAACUGGACUAAAUAUGGCUAAAAUUUGUUGACCUUUAAUUCAAUUUUAUUCAUAAAGCCCAGUAUUACAAAUCACAAUUUGCCUCAGAGGGCUUUACAGCAUACGACAUCCCUCUGUCCUUUGGAAAAGUCCCCCCCAAAAAAACCCUUUAACAGGGAAAAACAAAAUGGUAGAAACCUCAGGUAGAGCAACUGAGGAGGGAUCCCUCUUCCAGGACGGACAGACGCGCAAUAGAUGACAUACAGAACAGAUCAACAUGAUAAAUGUACAGUGAUCCAUAUGAUACAAUAGCUGGUUUUAGCCUGGUUUCACUACCAGAGCGUCAACAUUUGCUGCUUGGGCAGCGCCCCCGGCGUCACUGUAAUGAACUUAAGGCACCAUUCAGUGUCGAUGUGAGACGCAUCAGGCUUUACACCAACUUCAAUAUAAACUAAUUUGUGUCGUUAAUAGACACUCAGAGCAACGAAUGUGGUUUAAAGACCGUGAAAGUCAGCUCAGGGUGGGUGGGCCCAACAGACAACGGACUUUGACCCAGGAGAGCCGUGUUUGAGACCAACAAACACCAAUUCCGGUUGCAGCAUUUGUGGCACUCAAAGCUGGGUGUUUCUUGGGGACAUCUGCGAUCUUUCCCUAACUGUAACCAAAUAGUUUUGUAGCCUCAACCUAACCGCUGACCCCUUUUUGCCACUACGUGAAGAUACAACUUAAAAGGCUGCCCUCUGCGUCUUUUAAGUGACGCCAGGGGCUUCUGCCCAAGUAGCAAAAUUUGGCGAAUAGGGAUGAGAUCACUUAGAUGGGUUUAGGUUUACAAAUGUGGUGCCGCCAUGGUCUACUUCACCUACAACUCGGAUUUAUCUGUAGUAAUCAGCUUCUGAUUCUUCACCAAAUGUGGCAGUUAAAAUGACUGGUAGGAUCAUCUUAUUAACAUUCAGUCCAUAGCUGCUAAAAUUAAGUUUCAUAUAAAGUGUCAUCGUCAUCUUCAGGUACAGGUUGUGAACCAUUAAAGACUGUAGUGUUUCUGUCUGCUCAGCCAACAACAAGCAGUUAAACAUCCACUUACUUUAACCUUUAAUUACUGCAAAUGCUUAAAGGUAAAAGGAUUUGAUAAAACGCUAUCGAACCCCAUCCCCAGGGAGGACAUGGAAGUUUUAAUUUUUUUUGAUUUUAUUAUUAUUAUUUUUUUACAUCCUACACAGAGGGAUGUGAAGCACAGGGUUGUGAAGCACAUCUUCAACGCCGAAACAAAAAGAUAAAGGAUCUCAUUGUUCAUUCAUACACCUUAAGGACAGGGAGAGGCUUUGUGAGACGAGACGAGUCAUCACAGUGAAUGAUGGCAUCAAUAAAGUGGUGUUUAAUAUAAACUCUCAUUGUUUUUCGUCUUAUCAGAUAUUAACAGUCAUACCUGGAAAAACUCCUGAGAUCACAAGUGCUGAUAAUAGAUCGCUGCAGAGUUUAAACAAACACAACCAGAGCAGAAGUUAUUUAUUAAUAAUUCCCAGACUGUAAACUGUCCGUAUUAUUUGCAGUGUCAUGUGUGUUGGCGUCACAGAUGAUUCCCCCAAAGCUGUCUGCCUACUUGUGUGAUUUCAUGAACAGUGUUGGAGCUCACACGAUUUAUUUAUUCAUGUAAAUCCCAUUUUAAAUGGCUGACUUCAAAGCUUCUUGUUUACUGUGCUAAAUGAAGAGCUGCUUCUCUCUUUCAAGGCAGCCAGUGUUUUUAUUUCUCCCCCCCUCCGUACUGAGACGCAGAGUGAGGGGAAUUUAAUCUCUAUGAGAAUGCCGGCGCUCUGCAAGCCCACAGUCGAAUAUAAGGAGGUUUAGGAGGUUUCCUUCUCAUUUCAUUCUCCUUUUUUCUCAUUAUUCAUCCUUAAGCAUUCGAAGGGAAAAGCUCUGGAUUGUAGUAUUUGAUGGUUCUGCUCUUGAACAAACAUUUUGCUCAUUAAUAACUCAUACAUACAUGCUUACUACAGCUUGACAAAGUACAUGAAAAUGCCUUUUGCAGGCCGGUGCCCAGUUACAUAAAACAUCUUUUAGGAUUUUUGUGUUGCAAAGAAAGAAUUGUUCUAAUUAGGAGGUAUUUCUAAAUAAGAGUUUUAAAUGUAUUUCAAGGUUCAGCUCAAGGUUUUGGCCAUCAUUUCAUAUAUAAUAACACUCAAGCUGAGAUCUGUGAAUGAAGUGACAUCACUAAAACAGUCCCUCCAGGAUUACGCUGGCUUCUUGGGCAUUGUUGCGACCUUACAUGCCUGAUUUCAUGGCAGCCUUUGUAAAAGAAAUUGCAAUGCAUGUUGUGAUGUCUUUCGGCGAGUAGUGAUGGGAAUCGAGAACCGGUUCCAAAUUGUCCGAUCCAUUGGAAUCACAUGCCUCAAACUUACCAAUUCCUUUCGUUGAUGCUGGCAUGUUUUUUUCUGACACACUCUUGCAUUGCUAAGACGUCAAACUCCCACUGCUGGACAUUUGCGACAAGGAGGAGUCAUAGCAGAGAGGCAGAUACAGAAGAGGGCUUCAUCUCACGAAGAAAGAUGAUCACAGUGCUGCUUGUUAUGUUAUUUUUUGCCUUUAUUAUAGAACAGCUGGAGAGUAACAGGAAACGGGAGAGAGAAGAAGAAGGUUGGAAUCAUACCUGAGGUGCUGCUAAGUAGGGAUGCGCGCGAUUAGACGGUUAAACGAUUAAACUUCCGCCCCCUUGCUAGUCGGCACCAGAAAUAUUAGUUGGUUAAACCAAUUAGUGUUUUAUUCGUGUACAAGGCCGCUUAACUGUCAUGCAGCCGUCCGCCACUAGUGGGUGCUAAAGAGCCAUCAGACAGCAGUACCCCUCCCCGCAGUAAGGCUCGAGGAGACUGGAGUUUAAAACAGCGCGGUGGGAAAUUGGAGAGAUGUCCUCUCACAAUACCAGCGCCGUUUGGCUGAACUUUGAUCUAGAAAAAGAAUUCAGCAGCAAUUAAUCUUUUUUUUAUAUUAUUUGUUAAAUUUAAGUGAGUUGUUGUCAGAUAAUGUGCAGGUUUACAUUCAUACUGCACGGAGCAAAAUGCUCAUUUCAGCUGGAAUUUAAUUAGAAUUUAGAUGUUGUUUUAUCAACUUUAAAGUGAACUGCUGUCAUUUCUGUCAGAUAAUCUGCAAGGUUCAAUGUGCCCCACAUUUCAGAGGCAGUUUAUUUAUUUUAAUUGUUAUUUUAGUGGUUAACUUUUGACUGAGUUGUCGUCAUGUUCACAUUCAUACCAAAUGUUAAUUUCAAGUAAGGAUGGAAACAGCAGUAAUAUGCGGAAACAUAUUUCGACACAAAAAUGGCUUAAACUCCAGGAAUGCCAUGUAUUUGAAACUAUUUGAAUCUUUAAGUUAUAGUAACUUUAUAAUGUUGUGAUAACAUUGGUGCCACGCAGGCAGACUGAUCAGAUAUCAAAAAGGGAAUCGAUAAAGAGCCGGACCGAUUAACAAAACUGACAAUGGUAUUGAUAUCAAUAAGUCUCAGCAAUUUCCGUUACAUUAAAAUUGCAAAGGUAGUUUCAAGCUUCUUCUUUUUUUGUCAAAUUCAACUUGUUCCAGUAAGAAUUAAUCUUGUUAUUUAAACUACACUAACGUAACCAAAAACCACGCACAUUUAAUCAAACUCACCUCGAGUCUUUCAGCACGUGCCAAAAAUCUGGACAUAGCAGCCUCUUGUCAACGCCUUACAGCCAUUCUCCAGGUGUGUUUUGCGGCAGAAAGCAUUUGUGUUUCACCACGACGUUGUGUGCAGUACAAAGAGUUUACCCCACUUUCCUGCUGAACAUCAGGGAAUUGCCUUGGGCGGUCUUUAGCAGUAACAUUGUUGGUAAAUGUGAGACGUUUGUGUUGCACGUCUGCAUCCUCACAAACAGAAACAAGGAAGUGAGGUUGAUGACAUUAUGCGGGGGAGUAGUUAGGAGGAUAGGUUAAAUUUGCAGAAAAGUUUGAGAAAAUUGCGAUGUCGCACAGAUUUCACUGCUGGAAAAUGCGUUAUUGUUGCGACCGCAACUUUGCAGCAUCCUGGAGGGGCUGACUGAAAAGUGGUGUGCCAAGAGAUGCAAAAUUCUGGGUACAAAUACUCCACAUUUUAUCUGUUAUUGUUUCUUUAGUUCUACUUGUCUGCCCAGGUCUUUGCUCUCCUUUCUGAUGAUCUGAGUUCAGGUAAAAAUUGGAAACAUCCUUUCACCCCUACAAGCUAAAUAUCAUUGUAACUGUAGCUCCGACUUCUGAUGGAGAAGCUGAUGUUUGCUGUAAAGAACGAGCUGCAGACAAGGAUGCUUCACACGUUACCUGGAACACAAAGUUACCCAACAAAUCCUGUUCUUUCUGAUGACAUAUACAUGUUUCCUAUUUAUUUUUUUAACCUCUAUUUCUGAGUGAUUUUCUGUUGGUUUUUUGUUUGUUUGUUUUGCUUGUUGUGUUCCUAUGGGGAGAUUGAAAACCAAUGAAUAUAUUAAAGAACAAAAAAGGCCGGCACAAUAUCAGGCAGGUUGUGAACAAACCUCCAGAAGAGAAAAUAAAGGCGAAUAGUAAAAAUAUUUUUGCUUGAUUAUAACCUGUCUGAUCAUCUGACUGCUUGUGUUUGUUGCCUUGAACUUGUUAGCAGUGUUGCCACAUUCACAGAUCUAUCCUUGAUGAGUACAGUGUUAUUAUAUAAUAUGAAGUAAUGACGGCUUAAAGACCCAACAGAGGUAUUUUUAACCAUCAAAACUGUUUUUUAUCUGUGAAUUAAAUUGAAAUGUGCCAAGAGGAUUGUGACAGGAUUUUUUUCUUUGUCUGCUCUUUAGCCUUAUGUUAAUCUGACCUUUUAUUUAAUUUGUAUUGUUGUUUUUAUUUAAUUUCAUGCCUUUGACCACAGGGUUUUGUUUACAACCUCUUACUAAAUAAAAGACAGAUACCUCGCCUUUAAAAUAUGUUAAUUAGUUUGAUUGUAAUCAAGAUUUGAGAAAUCAUUCAAUAUUUUAACUGACCUUGCAAAUCUGUUUGAGAUAUUUCUUGCAACUCCCUUAAAAGAAUAGUUUGUUGAGAGAUAGAUGAAAAUAUCGAGGCCACUCUCAUGUUUGUACCAUAGACUGUUCAAAAAUAAUGGACGUAGCUACCAUGACUUCACAGACUGGUUUGUGGACUCCUGUUUGAAGCCACAAUUUCAGCAUUUUGGGUGUCACCAUCUUUGAUUUUUGGAGCCAGAAGUGACCAUAUUUAAUAACCCCAACGCUAGCUGCUAGCUUGGUUAGCAUGGUGCAUUUAUAGCUAUGGUUAACUGUAAUAAUGCUAAUGCAAUCUUUCGCUAUUGACACAUUUAUUUAGCAUGGUGCAUUUACAGCUAUGUUUAAUUGUAAUACUGCAAAUGCAAAUUUUUGCCAGUGACCAUAUUUGAAUGAGAGGGAGAAGAUGAACCCAAAGCUAGCUGCUAGCUUGGUUUGCACAGUGUAUUUAGCCAUGAUUAACUGUGAUAAAGCUAAUGCUACCUUUUGCUAAUGACCAUAUUUGACGAGAGGGUGGGGAUAGUCCUAAUUCUAGCUGCUAGUUAGCACAGUGCAUUUACAGCUUUAAUUAACUGUAAUAACACUAAUGCAAAUUUUUGCUUGUGACCAUGUAUGGAGAGAGUGGAGUUAACCCUAGCAAGAGCUGCUAACUUGGUUAGCACAGUGCACUCACAACUAUGACUAGUUAGUGGCCAUAUUUGGACAAGAGGGGGAAGAUAACCUUAAUGCUAGCUACUAGCAUGGUUAGCACGGUGUUUUUACAGCUAUGAUUAACUGAAAUAAUGUCAAUGCUAACUUUUCAAAAGCAACUAUAUUUGGACAAGAGCAUCAAAAUAACCCUAACACUAGCUGCUAGCAUGGUUUGCAUGGUGUAUUUACAGCUAUGAUUAAUUGUAAUAAUGCCAAUGUUAACUUUCAAAAGUGACUAUAUUUGGACAAGAGUGUCAAAAUAACCCUAACGCUAGCUGCUAGCUUGGUUAGCACAGUAUACUCACAGCUAUGACUGUGAUAAUGCCAACACUAAUUUUCACUAGUGACCAUAUUUUUUGAAAAGAGGGUGGAGUUAACCCUUAUGCUAGCUGCUAGCUUUGUUAGCACAGUGCAUUUACAGCUAAGGUUAACUGUAACAAUGCUAAUUCUAAUUUUCAGUAGCCAAAAACAGGCUUCAAACCUUAACAAUCAAAUUUACUUGCCAGCAAAACUGAACAUCUGACUCCCCAGAGUGAACGGGAGGCAACAAAAUUUUACAGUUACCUUUAAUUACUGAAAUGGCAAAGUUAGAACCAGGAGACAGUCAACUGGCACCUCUGAAGCUCACUUGGUAGGUAGAUUUUGUUACCUGUGGACCAAGCCAGGCUGGCUGUUUCCCCCUGUGUACAGUCUUUAUGCUAAGCUAUGCUAACAGGCUUCAUAUUUACGGUGCAGAUAUGAGGGUGAUAUCAAUCUUCUCAUCUAACAGCAAGAAAGCAGAUAAGUGUAAGGGCAAAAUGAACAUCUUGAGAUCAUAAUUGUUUGAAGUAACUGGGCACUGGCUCCAACCAAACAUGCAGUUCUGUGUCCACUCAGGAAAAAAAAAUCCUGAGAGUGCUGUCUGAAGAAUCCACCCUCAAAAACAAACUUGCUGGGAUUUAAUUCAGGCCAGAUGAUUCAUGUAAGAUUGGACGCUUAUGUGUUUUGAAAUAUCCUCAAAAUGUAAAGUGCUUGUUUCUGCAACUGUGGUUUUGUUUGUCCGGUCUUAUUAUAGGCUAUUGUGUGUCUCUUUUUCUAAUCUAAGGAUUUAUCCCAGCAGCCUUCUUUCACAAACAGCAGUAAUUAAAUAGAAAAAUGAAUGUUGCUUUAGAUUUGAAUUUAAAAUAAAGUGUUGCCACUCACUCACUAA